AUGGCUGACAGCCUAAAUUACCUCCGAUCCAAACACGGUUGGGCGCAAACAAAUCGUUUUGUGCUAAGAUGGUUCAAUUUAAACGAGGCGCCCAAAGCAGCGAGAGAAACGGGCAUGACGAGUACUGUGUCACGGAGGCCGCCUAUCUCCGCAAAGCCGAAGCGCUCACAAAGAGCGGCUUUGAAGACAAAAAGAAGGUCCCUUGCUAUGGGCGUUACCAAGAAAGGUACAGAGAAUGAGAAAGGAUUAGAUGCAGUCCGGAACACAGAAAUGCAAGAACACGCCGCGGUAACUGUGAAUUUAAUUUCAACAAGAGCGGUAAACAGUGAUGAAGAAAUGGAAGAAAUCGGCGAGGACCCAGAGGGGGAAGAACGGGAAGCCGCCGGUGGAGAUGACGAAGAAAACGAAGAUCAGGACCACAGCGAUGUUGAAUCGUUUGAUUUCUUCACAGAAUCGUCCAGCGAGGUGUCAGAAGAGGCAGUUCUGUUACCGAAUAUUUUAAUCCCUUGUACAAGGUGUCAUGAUGUUAUUAACAUAUGUCGCCUGCCAUGUCACCGGAAUUUGCACUGCGCGUUACAAACACUCAAGUACGCACAGGAUCAGAGGCCAAAAAACAUCAGCGCUUUGGUCAGGCGAAGGAAACUAUUGAUAAAACAGCAACAAGAUGCCAGUUCAAAAAGACGACAAGAUCCCUUUGGUGACAAGCAUUUGCAUAAAUUAAACACGGCGUUUGAGUUCCUAAGAACAGAACUUCAAGGAACCACAGAUUUGCGAUAUCUUAGUGAAAGGGUAAUUGAAGGUUGGUGCAAUUCAGUAACAGCUAGAGACACUUUGACAUAAAAUAUCUAUGCAAGGAAACCAACAUCUCAAAUCAUAUGUUUUAUCAUCCGUAAACUUCGGGAGUCGUAAUUUAUCUCGUGAUGAUUAUUACACGCUGUGAGAAAAAGUGACACAAAGAAAAAUCAGACAAGCGUCUUAAAUAUUAUCUUUUCCUAAAAUUGUUAACUAAUUUGUAAAGUAAAUUGAUUCUAAAUUUUAAGUUAAAUCUUCAGAUUUCUUAGUUUAUACGUACAAUACACUGAAUUUAGUUUAAACCAUGACAUUAUGUUUGCGUAAUUAAGAUGAUAAAACAAACUGCUCUUUUGACCUUAGCAUGAUUUUAUUUAGGUAAAAAAUUUAGAAAAUUCUACCAUGCCGAGGUUAAACGUGUUAAUGACAGAUUACGUGUUUACGAGGGAAUAAAAAAAAAACCAAACACUGUCAACUCUUUCAUUAGCACCUUCUUAGGUUUGAUUGAUGCAAAAGAUUGGCAAGAACUUGACAUAAGAUAGUUGUAUAGACAUUUGCCUGUUUGCUCUCUCUAUUCUCGUUUGAGUUCAUUUGCAUUUCAAUGCCUCGAGUGCAACUGAAGUAUUGGCCAUUGUUUUUUGAAUUUGCAGAAAUAAAAGUAACUGGCGAGAGCUUCGAUUUGUCUUGCUCAAUUGCAGCUGGAGUUUGCGAGGAAGCAAAUAAAAGGUGGAAAAACAUGGAGGAUGUGCACAUCCAUAAAGACAACUUUUUGAACAACAUAAAUAGCGCUUUUUUUGCGAUCUAUGACGGGUACAGCGGUAAAACCACUGCACUUAAGUGCAGCCGACAUCUUCACGUGUAUUUGAAAGAGGAGCUUGACUCUAUUGUAACAAAGACAAACACGAGGCCGUCGAAAAAAGAGGUCUCCUCAGCCUUCCGUUCUUCUUUUGCAAAAACUGAGAAGUUGCUACUCAUGUCAGAGGAGGAGCGGUCGCAAAGUAGAUGGAGUGGUUGCUCAGCAGUCACAUGCGUUUUGACAGAUGAUAUGUGUUUUAUCGCAAAUGCCGGGAAUGUGGGCGCUAUUUUGGUAAGAGACAACGAUGUUGUUAAAGUACUCACAAACAAGCACGAUUUGUACAACAAGAAGGAACGCGAGCGUGUGAAGAAGUCAAGCGGGGUCAUAGUGAAGACGGAAAAAUGCGCGCUCAUAAACGGGGCCCUCAGUGUCACAAGGGGCAUUGGGAACAUCGGAGAUAUGGCCUUAAAGAGAUGCAUCAUUAAUGAGCCUGACGUCAGGACUAUAUCCUUAGAUCCUACAGAUCAGCUUCUAGUUUUAGCUUCUAGUGGAUUUUGGAAGAUGUUUUCCUACGAAGAAACUAUUCAUCUUGUCAACGGCUUCUUUGGACAAAUAAGAAGGGAGGCGAAACAAAAGAUUAUUGAAGGAGAAAUAGUUGAUAGAACUGUGUCUGAAAUACACAAUGAACAUCUGUCUAACGCAGAGUACAGAACAAAGCUUUUUUUUAAGAUGGCCGGCGAUCAAUUUAAUAAUACAUCCUCGCCAUCUGUUUUUCCUCCGGACGACGUUGCUGGAGGAUUGGCACACAGUAAAAGCGAAGACAACUUGAGUAACUUGAUAGCACACUACCAAAUUAACCCUUGCGUUGAAACAAACAGAGACACGAGUUCUUUUAACACUAAAGGAGAACCCAUUCAUACAAGUCACAUAACGGAUCCCCCACCUAUCGAUGACGUCAGUUCCAUAUAUACACGUCAUCACCGAUUCUCUUUACCAGAUUUUAAAAUGUUUAAUUGGCUCAAAGGCGGCGAAGUAAAAGGAUUAACAAGACCGGAAAAAGCGCGUCUUCUAGCAAAGAGUUUGGCAGAGAGGCUUGUUAAGAGCGCGUUGUACGCCGAGUCCAUGGACAAUAUCACAGUCUUUGUUGCUCUUUUACCUGGAUUUUCUAUGGUUAAUUGGCAGAUGGUGACACCCGACAUCUUGGAAGCUUUAGACGAGUUUAUGGCUGAUGAUGACCUUUUCGAAUGA
This is a messenger RNA of Pocillopora meandrina, 2833 nucleotides long. The record is from the annotation of a GenBank genome assembly. NCBI's taxonomy places the organism in Eukaryota, Metazoa, Cnidaria, Anthozoa, Scleractinia, Pocilloporidae.